AUGAAGUUCAACGUCUACACUGUUGCCCUUUCGGCCAUGGCUCUUGGAGCCACCGCCCUGCCUUCCGAGCUCAAGGCUGACGGCGCUGCUUUCCGCCGCGCUGGCAAGGGCCUCGUCGGCGACGUUUACCGUCGCGCGGCCCAGACCUCUGGCGGCGCUUCCCCCAGCGCCACCGGCAGCGCUGGCGGCUCCCAGACUACCGGCUCUGCCGGCUCCGGUACCUCUUCCGGUGGCUCCCUCCCUGCCUCCUCCGGCACCUCUGCCCUGUCUGCUGCCCAGACCAUUGCCGCGGGCGAGUCCUUCGACGGUGGCAUGGUCAUGUUCGACCGUGGCGUCUCUUGCACCGGCCAGUCUGAGGGUGGCGACUCCGACGCUGUCUUCCAGAUCGAGGAGGGUGGCAGCAUCUCCAACGUCAUCAUUGGACCCAACCAGAUCGAGGGUAUCCACUGCCAGGGUGCUUGCACUCUGACCAACGUCUGGUGGUCUGCCGUCUGUGAGGACGCCUUCUCCAUCAAGAACCAGCAGGCUGGCGCGACCACCAAGAUCAACGGUGGUGGUGCUUUCAACGCUGAUGACAAGGUCAUCCAGCACAACGGAGCCGGCACUGUCGCCAUCUCUGACUUCACCGUCGAGAGCUUCGGAAAGCUGUACCGCUCCUGCGGCAACUGCGACACCAUGUACGAGCGCCACGUGACCAUCGACGGUGUCACCGCCACCGACGGUGACAUCCUUGCCGGCGUCAACCAGAACUUCGGCGACACCGCCACCAUCACCAACACCGUCACCACCGGCGUCCAGACCAUCUGCGAGAAGUUCGAGGGCACCGAGGGCGACGGCGAGCCCACCAGCAUCGGCGAGGGCGCCGACGGCAAGACCUGCAUCUACGGCUCCGACGUCACCGAGGGUUAA
Molecule: messenger RNA, 909 nt
Organism: Diaporthe citri
Lineage: Eukaryota; Fungi; Ascomycota; Sordariomycetes; Diaporthales; Diaporthaceae
Exons: 2
Coding region: 1-909 (302 amino acids)
Biological process (GO): pectin catabolic process
Cellular component (GO): extracellular region
Molecular function (GO): pectate lyase activity
Source: RefSeq, a predicted model, not a curated record